Messenger RNA from Capra hircus (goat), 1638 nucleotides. Its product is annotated as putative killer cell immunoglobulin-like receptor like protein KIR3DP1. The record is from RefSeq and is a predicted model, not a curated record. Lineage: Eukaryota; Metazoa; Chordata; Mammalia; Artiodactyla; Bovidae.
UCUCACAGAAGCAGAGCCAUGUGCCCCACACUCCUCAGCCUCCUGAGUCUUGGAUUCUGUGUGAGUCUGAGGAUCUUGGCAGUUGUGGGUGAAUAUGACAAGCCCUCUUUGUCAGCCUGGCCAAGCCCCAUGGUUCCCUUAGGACAGACUGUGACUCUUCAGUGUCACUUCCGUUCUCCACGUAAGAGAUUCAAACUGUUCAAAACAGAUGGGACCAGUUUGACUGAGCUCCAUGGAAAUCAUUUCAACACCUUCACCCUUGGCCCAGUGACCAGAGAACAUGCCGGGUCCUACACAUGUUCCAGAUUCUCCAGUUCUCUCCCUGUGUUGUCCAGACACAGUGACCCCCUGCAGAUUGUGGUCACAGGUGUCUUCACAAAACCCUCCAUCUCAGCCCACCCCAGCCCCCUCAUGCGUGCAGGAGAGAAUGUGACCCUCCGCUGUCAGUCACUGCUGUGGUUUGACAAGUUUAUCCUGCACCAAGAAAAUAGCCCAGGGCAUUUCCAGAGACGUGGACAGAUGCUCACUAGUGGGCAUGCCCCAGCUGACUUCUCCAUUGGCCCCAUGACUUUGGCGAGUGCAGGCACCUACAGAUGCUAUGGCUCUUUCAGCCACUCCCCCUAUGUGUGGUCAGCUCCCAGCGACCCCGUGGACAUCAUCAUCUCAGGUCUGUCCAAGAAACCCUCUCUCUCAGCCCAGGGGGGCCCCGUGGUGAGGUCAGGAGAGAACGUGACGUUGGUCUGCAGCUCCGAAAGUGCCUUUGACCAGUUCCAUCUGCUCAGGGACGGGGAGAACCUUGAGUGCCCACUUGCUGGAGGGCAGAGCCCCCAUGGAACACUCCAGGCAGAGUUCCCUCUGGGUCCUGGGACCCCUGACCACAGCGGGGUCUACAGGUGCUACGGAUCCUUCACUCGCUCUCCCUACUCGUGGUCAGAUUCCAGCGACCCACUGUUCCUGUCUGUCACCGAAUCCACUACAAGUACUUCCUCAUCACCCAUGGAUCCACACACCACAGAAGAAGCACCGCUUCCUCGAGAACACUCCAGCACGUGGUACAUUGUCCUUGGGCUUGUCAUAGCCUUCACCUCUACCAGCAUCAUCCUCGCUGCUCUUGUCUGUCGCUGCUUUUCUACCCAAAAUCAUGUUUCCUUCACAGAAGGAGAGCCCAAAGAAGACAGAAUAGUGAACAGCGAGGAUCCUGCAGCAGAAGAUGUGAUAUACGCUAACUUGAACCACAGGACCCUGUCCGAGAGCUUCACUCCCGCUCCCUCGAGCCCCAUGCACCCCUUCACCGAGCCCAGUAUCCAUGAAGAAUUCAAUGUAAACCACGACCAUGCUGAGCCCUGACCUGUCCCCAGGCUGUGAGCACAUAGAGUGUUACAAAUCGAGGACUUAGGUCUCUUUUUUAAGGGGUUCCUCCGUGGACACUCCUCCUCCUCCAAAGCAGCCCAGCAACUCUGAGGUAACAGUGCAGUCCAAGAAUUAUAGGAUCAUCUUCAAAACUCCCACAACCUCUUAGUAAUCUCCUGGCUACUCUAGGACUACAUUUUAUCUAUCUCACCAUUUGGGGAGAAGGUACAAUCAAUCACACAUCCUGGGCAGGUUACUAUGAUCAUCCUACUUUUUCUAAAAUUCCAA